GCCAGGCUGACGCCUCUCAACCACUUCCGCCUUUUCGAUAAUAAUACCCACCGUCCCCACAAUCUUCCAAACUGCAAGAAGGCCCAUCCAGUGACUUUGAUUUGCUGGUAGCGACAGAACGACCAUCCACAAUCCCAACAGCAACGCAUUCAGUGGAGCCCACACGGCCCCGCCAAAUCAAACCUCCAGCAUGCAACCAGCCAUGUUCCGCCUCGUCGACUGUAUCUCCAAGGGGAAUCCGGAGAAGAUUAUUCCUCGCAGCGCGUUCGAGGAACAAGACUACACCGCGUUCAAGGAAACCAUACGCCAGCAAAUGAACCUUCUGCAGUACAAUUUCAAAGACGUGAUCUUCACCAGAACCAUCCAAGGCCAUACUUUCGAGCUUGACGUGAAGACGGCCAACGCGUUGCCGCUCUUCUUCCGCGCUCCUCCUCAUGAGAUUCCUACCUUCUUCGUCGCACACAACGGCCCAAUGAGCGGAGAUGCCGGCAAUGCCGCACAGUUUCGCUUCAUCGAUUCCACAUCCGCGGCCCAAGCCGAGAUGCACGUCCACCGCAGCGCAUUCCCUGACCAAGGCGUUGAUACAUUCUACGACGUCGUCCAGCAACGCCUCGGCCUCCGCAGUCUCAUCAGCAUCACCUGUGUUGCUCACCGCAAUGGGCAGUACAUCGCCACUCCGAUUCGGAACGACGGCUCAAAUGCACUCGAUACCAUCUUCCAGGCCCCGGCCUACCACACCCCGACGUUCAUCGUCACUCUUGACGGAUCGCCACUGAACAACCCGACGAGCAACGCCGGUGCGAAUCGAGACAUCAUUCGCGAGCUGCUGAGAACCAAGCGGUUUACGCUGAGGCCGCUCUUUGAGAAGGAAAUCUUCAUUACCACAUGUCUGGCUGCGUUUGGCCUGCUAGAUGUUCCUACCCGCAUCGUCCAAGAGCAUUACAAGGGGGCAGCUGUCCUGCUGGACAAGAUGAAGGAGACCGGCGGUCCGGUGGCAGAGCGGUACGGCGAUACACCCCACAACACUCGCGCGGCAGUGUUGGAGCACUUCUCGUACGGCUCUCCCGCGUUCCGCUCGACGCUGAUCGACAUUGAUCGCAUUGUGAGGCACGCUGCGCCAGGCAAGAAGGACAAGGUGAUUGUCAUGUUUCAGCUGCCCAAAAGCGCUCACCUCUUCUAUGCCCUCCUGGCGUUCCUGGGAACUCCAU
Messenger RNA from Neohortaea acidophila, 1208 nucleotides. RefSeq lists its product as uncharacterized. The annotation marks the transcript as partial. The record is from RefSeq and is a predicted model, not a curated record. The transcript has 2 exons. Lineage: Eukaryota; Fungi; Ascomycota; Dothideomycetes; Mycosphaerellales; Teratosphaeriaceae.